This is a messenger RNA of Dermacentor andersoni, 989 nucleotides long. NCBI's taxonomy places the organism in Eukaryota, Metazoa, Arthropoda, Arachnida, Ixodida, Ixodidae. The record is from RefSeq and is a predicted model, not a curated record.
UUCCGAAAGCACCCAUUGUUUCAGAAGCGUGGAAGAUCCGUUGAGUGCUGUCGACUGUGCAACUUUCUGCGAGCGACGGUGGAUUCUACAUUGUCUUAGGGUUCUAUUUGUUUCGUUCCAAUUGUGCAUGUCAUUUUUACUGUAUUUUUAACAUUAGCGUUAACUGUUUGCAUUUAUUUGUUGCUUUAAUCCUUGCUUUUAUUGGAGUGCUCGUGCGCGGCUGCCGAAAAGCCCCUCAACAUGACCCGUGUCCUUGUUGCCGGAGACUCAAUGUUGAAAGAUCUUGCAGGAUCUUUCACACUGGGCCCCUCGGUAGAUGUCGAGGUGCGCUCAUUCAGUGGUGUACGCAUCGAGAAGUUGUUUCCCUUGAUCACCGAUAGCCUGGCAAACGCGCACGUGGUGGUUCUUCAUGUAGGAACUAACAAUGUCGGCGAAGAACCACUCACGCGGAUUGCCAGGUUCCGGGCACUAAUUGAUCGCAUCAUUGAUGUCAACCCAUGCAUCCGUGUGGUGGUGUCUGCAAUUCUGCCGAGACAGACGAGUUUUCUCAAGUGCCGGUGGGCGCUAACUGCUCGGGAAUUGGAGACAUCCAACAGGGAUGCUAGGGAGACGAAUGUCAUUUUGCAGGCACUGUGCCACAAGAAUGGCUACAGGUACCUGGACAGCACUCGCGAGUUGUCGGGGAUGCUGAAGGCCGACGGCGUGCACCCGACGCCACGUGGUAGCCAGGUGCGUGCCUUGCAAUUAAUUUUAUUUAUUUCUUUUAUUUAUUUACACAUACUGCAGCCUCGGUGAGGCUAUUGCAGGAGCGGGCAGUGAGGGAGUGAAGAGAAAAAAGAAAGCGAGAAAACAAAAUACAAGCACAAGAAAAAUAUGAAUGUGAAGUAAAUGUAAUGGUUUUCCAAAAUUCUUGCAGUGGUAAAGAGCGGAUGCUUCCAGGUAGUGAAUUCCAGAGUUCAAUGGCCAGUGGAAACAAGCUGUGCUUGAAC